GCUGUCAAAAUAACGAGAAGGAAGGUGAAUCCAUUGCGAUUUUAUUAAAUUUAUUGCCGAGUUAUUUCUUGCCUGUGAAUGGUGUUAUUCCGUAUGUGAAAGUUAUUUGAAAAAAAUUUAUGUGAAACCCCAUUACAUGCAUAGGCUUGUAUUUAGUGACCAAAAUGUGGGACUCGCCAUACUUAACUUGUUUGGUUCUGUAUAUAUUUUCUUUCCAAAUUAUCGCCACUAACUCUCGCACUUCGAAUGUUUGGAAACUUAGUGUUGAAGAAGACCAAAUCGUUGACGGAACCAUAAUAGCCCAGGAUGUGGAUGCUGUUGACAAACCCCCAAUGACUGAAGAUGACUCUAUUUUCAACAUUAUAACUUCAACAAUCUACUAUGGUAAUACUUGGACAAAACUUGGAUUUGAUAUGUUUUGUACAGACUGCCAAAUCUAUGAACAACAAAGAACUGGGCCUGAAAAUGGUGAUGAGUCUACACCGGCUGAAGUAAAUGGUGAAGCUGAUGAUGAAUAUUUGGACUGCGGCAAGGCUGUCAACUUCACAUAUUACGACAACCUGGUGGGGGUAGCUCGACGACAUCGACAUCCCAAUGUACCAGAGCCACAGGUAGCUCUUAUAUUCACAAAGAAGAAAUCAUACAAAAAUGGUGUGACUGAGUUAGACAUAAACACACUGGAGAAGCGUCUGAAGAAGGCGAAGCGUGAGAAACCGAAGUCUGUGCAGCUUUACAACCAAAUUGGGAACUUUUGGAGGAUCAAGGGGGACACGAGACAGUCCAUUGAGUGCUUCAGGCGAGCUCUCGCCGUGUCUCCUUACAAUUCAGAGGUGCUGCUAAACCUGGCCCGAGUGCUAUUCACCCUGCAGUACCUGGACGACGCCAUCUACCUGACGCGCCGCUCACUCGAGGUGCAGCCGCCGGACCGCAGCGCUUGGCAACAGUACUUCACGCUCGGCGAGAUUUUCAAGGCUUACGGACACUAUCAGGAGGCAGCAGUGCAUCUCCGGCACGCUUUGGACUUGCGGCCAGACUUCGAACCGGCGCUAGCGGCUCUCAAGGACAUCGAGAAUAUACCGGAAGCUUCUGUUCACGUGUACACGCUACUCAUCAUUGUGUGCUUGGUGAUGGGCGUUCUCCUAGUAAUCCUAUCGUCGGUGGACAACGGCGGUGAUACAGAAGAACACAAGACCCAACGACACUUCAACCGCGCGAUGGCCAUGCGCUCCCUGCGGGGCGUGGCAUUGGGGGGGGCGCGGGGCCGGAAGAAAGGCUUCUAAAUAGCGUCACUUCUAGCGGCCAUAGACCGAGUUGUGAUCUCGAAACAAAAUUAAUGUUUCAGUAUUACUAUGAAAAAUAACGGUUUUGAACCACUAUGAUUUCCUUUAUGAAAUGGCAAGCCAAACUAUUUUUCCGAUCAAGAUCAUAUCCAAGUCAAAGUUGCAAAUGCUGCAGCUACGGGCAAGCUGAUUUCACUUUUGACCUUUGUGAUUUAGGACUCAAAAUCCUAUAUAACCAGAUGCCUGAAAUUUUAACCAGCAAUUUACUACUAAAUUAGAAGUCUUCCGUGUUUUCCACAUUUUGUUGUAAACAAAUGAGAUCAGCAACUCGGGAGUCCAAAUGGCUCGCUUUAAUUGCUUAUAAAAUGCAAAUUUUGAAAGUGUUUUGUAUAUUGCUACUAAUGUCUACUGACGUGAUAACUAUUAACAUUGUGGUACUGUUCCUUAGAAGUUCAACAUUUGAUUUCUUUAAAUUUUAAAUGAAGCGACUGCUGUUACUUUAGUUUUUUUUUAUUGUUUUGACAUGUCGAUAAAUAAAAAUACAGCCGCAGAAAUGGUGUAACUGAACAGAUUUUGUUGUAAUUUCAACGAAUUAAAAUCAAAAUUUGAACGUAAGAACCAGUACCAUCAGUGAGAGGCUAAUGUACAAAUAUUUUACGUGAAAGCGACCAUAAGGUCUUGCCAUGUCUCAUUUGAUCUCUGCUUGUAGUCCGUCGUCAUGUUGUUAUCGUGGUGUUUCCUUUAGCAGUUUGGAAAGUGUAAUUUUUACGGCUUUUCCUUAUAUUUACAAUUUAUAAAAGUCUACAAUAAAAUAUCCCUUCCGUUCUCGUUUAAAUAUUUGUAUUGUAAGGUAAAUGUUCUGAUUUUGAAACUGAAAAUGCUUUAUGAGCAAUAAGUAUAAAAUAAUAAAAAUAUAUUUGUAGCUAGUAAUAAUAAGUAUCUGCAAUAUGAAGGAAAGGACUUCGUAAUGGAAAUGCUUGGUAAACUAUUAUCAAAAUGCCAGCUUCUUAAAAUCCAUUUGAUCGACCGUUUAGGUCCUAAAUUACUCUGUAAACGCCGAUUACAGGACUCAAACAUAUGGACAAAAACGAAAUAUAUCUUUGAAAACUGAUUUAUGAGAAAAUCGGCAUUUUGCAUUAAAUUAAAUUUCUGCAUAAAAAUUGACUAAGCUGCUAAAAAACUCGCAAGUAACAGGAUAGCUGUGACAUUAUCAAUGGCAACUUUGCAUCGAGAGUAUCACUUUUGCAACCUAGUCAUUCACUUAGACAAGUUUGGCCCGGGAUGAGCCCGGGCGUGUGUAAUUCGUAUUGUAGUGCAUGCAAAGUAAACUUGUUAAGUGUUCGUAGCUUCUAAGGAUUAAAAAGGGUGGAGCAAAUCUUAAAAUUCUGAGAUUGGUAAAAAUGUACCUGUUUUCAGUGGUUCUUUUGUUAAUUUUUUGACUAUUUAUAAAACUUAAUACAUGAUUAUCUUAGUAUCAAA
Messenger RNA from Plodia interpunctella (Indianmeal moth), 2759 nucleotides. RefSeq lists its product as uncharacterized. The record is from RefSeq and is a predicted model, not a curated record. Gene Ontology annotation, biological process: actin filament polymerization. Gene Ontology annotation, cellular component: cytoplasm; actin cytoskeleton. Bases 165 to 1280 code for a protein of 371 amino acids. Gene Ontology annotation, molecular function: protein binding. NCBI's taxonomy places the organism in Eukaryota, Metazoa, Arthropoda, Insecta, Lepidoptera, Pyralidae. The transcript is spliced from 7 exons.